Messenger RNA from Alternaria atra, 1575 nucleotides. RefSeq lists its product as uncharacterized. Gene Ontology annotation, biological process: L-glutamate catabolic process. Gene Ontology annotation, molecular function: glutamate decarboxylase activity; pyridoxal phosphate binding. Gene Ontology annotation, cellular component: cytosol. Bases 1 to 1575 code for a protein of 524 amino acids. Lineage: Eukaryota; Fungi; Ascomycota; Dothideomycetes; Pleosporales; Pleosporaceae. The transcript is spliced from 10 exons. The record is from RefSeq and is a predicted model, not a curated record.
AUGGUACACAUCAACCGAGUAGCAACUCAUAAGGAGAUUUCCGAGGAGCAAAGUCAAUUCGAAGCCAUUGAUGCCACUACCUCCAUCAGCCUGACGCCGGACGAUAAGGCGGACGACUUCACUGCUACGGUGUAUGGUAGCAAGUAUGCUGCUGAAGACUUGCCGAGAUACGAGAUGCCGGAUCAGGAAAUGCCGCCACAUGUUGCCUACCGCAUGAUCAAAGACGACCUUACGCUCGACGGUACUCCCACGCUGAACUUGGCUUCAUUCGUAACAACCUACAUGGAAGAAGAAGCCGAGAAGCUCAUGGUCGACGCCUUCUCGAAGAACUUCAUCGAUUACGAAGAGUACCCUGUCAGCGCCGAUAUUCAGAACCGAUGUGUUUCGAUGAUCGCGAGACUAUUCAACGCACCCAACCAUGAAGAUGCGAACACGAUCGGUACAUCUACCAUUGGAUCUUCCGAGGCCAUUAUGUUGGGAGUAUUGGCCCAGAAGAAGCUUUGGCAAAACAAGCGCAAGGCUGCGGGCAAGCCCUACGACAAGCCCAACAUGAUCAUGAACUCGGCCGUACAAGUUUGCUGGGAGAAAGCAUGCCGAUACUUCGACGUCGAGGAGAGAUACGUGUACUGCACAACUGACCGCUAUGUGAUCGACCCUAAGGAAUGUGUGGACCUCAUCGAUGAGAACACCAUCGGCAUUUGCGCCAUCCUAGGAACGACCUACACCGGCGAAUACGAAGAUAUCAAAGCCAUCAACGACCUUCUCGUAGAACGCGACAUCGACGUAGACAUCCACGUCGACGCCGCAUCUGGCGGAUUCGUCGCUCCCUUUGUUAACCCUGGUUUACUCUGGGACUUCCGUCUUCCCAGAGUUACCUCCAUCAACGUCUCUGGCCACAAGUACGGACUCGUGUACCCCGGUGUCGGCUGGGUCGUAUGGCGCGACCCCAAGUAUCUGCCUCAAGAACUCGUCUUCAACAUCAACUACCUCGGUGCUGAUCAGGCGUCUUUCACUCUUAACUUCUCCCGCGGAGCAUCGCAGAUCAUUGGACAGUACUACCAGCUUAUUCGUCUGGGUAAGCGCGGAUACAGGAAGAUCAUGCUGAACUUGACACGUACUGCCGACUACCUGGCUGCGAACCUCGAGGCCAUGGGAUUUGUUAUCAUGAGUCAAAGGAGUGGUGCUGGACUUCCUCUUGUUGCUUGCCGGAUCGACGAGGAUCUCGGCAAGCAUUACGAUGAGUUCGCUAUUGCUCAUCAACUCCGCGAGCGUGGAUGGGUCGUCCCCGCCUACACAAUGGCGCCUCACUCUGAGAAGAUGAAGAUGUUGCGUAUCGUCGUGCGCGAGGAUUUCACCAAGUCUCGUUGCGACGCACUGCUCGCCGACUUCAAGCUUGCGCUGGAGACGCUGGACAAGCUCGAUGCGAAGAAAAUUGAGGAACAAAGGCAGCAUUCGUUCGCCAUGCGUCGUCGCUCAACCAUCGUCAGCCCUAUCUACAAGAAGAGGGCCACGGACCACUUCAACGAGGACCACAGUCUCCAGGCGAAGAGUGGAAAGACUCAUGCUGUCUGCUAA